Messenger RNA from Acanthochromis polyacanthus (spiny chromis), 532 nucleotides. RefSeq names its product thyroid stimulating hormone subunit beta a (gene tshba). The record is from RefSeq and is a predicted model, not a curated record. Gene Ontology annotation, cellular component: cytoplasm; extracellular region. The transcript has 3 exons. Lineage: Eukaryota; Metazoa; Chordata; Actinopteri; Pomacentridae. Gene Ontology annotation, molecular function: hormone activity. Gene Ontology annotation, biological process: G protein-coupled receptor signaling pathway.
GCAGGGAGGCUGGGACUCACUGAAUCACUGGAUCUGCAAGUGCCCACAUCUCUUGAACAGGACCAAAACUGACUGGAAGAAAACAUUACUUCACAUGGAGACUCCAAUGUUCACCUGCUGGCUGCUUUUUCUGCUGUGUAGUCCAGCUGUUCCCACAUGUUUCCCCACCGACUUCACCCUCUAUGUGGAGAGGCCAGAGUGUGACUUCUGUGUGGCGGUCAAUACCACUAUCUGCAGGGGAUAUUGCUACUCCAGGGACAGCAACGUGAGGGAUAUUCUCGGCCCACGAUUCCUGAUCCAGAGAGGCUGUACGUAUGAUAAGGUGGAAUACCGCACAGCCCGUCUGCCCGGCUGCCCUAUUGACUCCAACCUAUUCACCUACCCUGUGGCUCUCAGCUGCCACUGUGGUUCCUGCAAGACUGACAGCGAUGAGUGUGCACACAGAGCCAGCAGAGACGAAGCUAAGUGCACCAAACCAGUGACAAGUAGCUACCUCUAUCCUGGUUAGAGCAGCUUUGUGAUUCCUUUUUGA